This is a messenger RNA of Morus notabilis, 1461 nucleotides long. RefSeq lists its product as uncharacterized. Bases 169 to 1050 code for a protein of 293 amino acids. The record is from RefSeq and is a predicted model, not a curated record. NCBI's taxonomy places the organism in Eukaryota, Viridiplantae, Streptophyta, Magnoliopsida, Rosales, Moraceae. The transcript has 3 exons.
AAAACCAUCCAUCUUUUUGUCUGAAUCCAUUUCUCUCAAGAUAAUCAAUCCAAGUUCCCAAAAACACAAACAUUCAUUUUUGUUUGUUUAUUUUUUAUUUUUUUUAACUUGCAGACAUCGUUUUAAUCGAAAAUAAUGAUAUUGAGGUUUGGAUAAUCGAGGGAUUUGAUGGGUCCGGAGUCGAACUCGGCAACAGCAUCGUCAUCGUCGUCUUCGGCGAGUACGACGUCGUCCCCGGGAGGAAAGCGAAGCAGAGAUCCCGAGGAUGAGGUUUACCUCGACAAUUUGCACUCUCACAAGCGUUACCUAAGCGAGAUAAUGGCGUCAAGUUUGAAUGGUUUGACAGUUGGAGACCCACUGCCUGAGAAUCUAAUGGAAUCUCCAGCCAGAUCGGAAGGCAUGUUGUAUUUAAGGAGAAAAGAGAUUUUUUCCCCCUCUAUUAUGCACGUUCUUCUCAUGUUUCCCAAGCUGGCUUGCAGGGAUGAAAUCUCCUUGCAAUAUUCACCAAUGUCAGAAGACUCGGAUGAUUCUCGAUUUUGUGAUGCCCCGAUAAAUACAAGCUCCUCCCAAAUCCAACCAGAUAGUGGCCCCUCUAGUCCUGUCUCUCCGUACAGAUGCCAAAAACCGCUUAGUGUGUUAUAUUCUGCUCCUUCAACCAGUUCGCAUCCUCCAAAUGGCUGCGCUCUUGCGACCAUAACCUGCUCACAGCCCCGACAACGAAGUUCAGAUUCGGAGGGGCGGUUCCCGUCAUCUCCUAGCGAUAUUUGUCACUCAGCCGAUUUGAGGAGGGCUGCGCUCCUGCGGUCUGUACAGAUGAGAGCGCAGCCUCUUGGUCCGUCAUCUUUUGAAUUGUCAUUUAGUUCAGGGCAGGAGCCUGUACAUAAUAUGGAAGCCGAAGAGCGACCAUGCUCCUAUAUGAAGUCUUUAGUUGAUGAGAGGGAUUAUCAAAUCGAGUGUUCUUCAAUGAGUAUCUCCGAUCCUGAAUGUAGCCGUGACAAGUCAUGUAGGGUGUUGAAUAUGGAUGUGAAAGAGGACAAUUCUGCUGAUUAGCUGCUUGAGCUCAAACGGGCUAAACUUUGCUCUAACAUAGUUGGAUUCGUUGUUUGGUAUGGAUCUUGGCAAUCAUUGGUUUGAACUGAUUGUUCGGAGGUCAACAUUAUGUAUUUUACUUUGUCUACCUAAUCAAAGUGUAACAUGAGCUCUUUUAAUCCCUUUGUUGAACAAAAGGAGGCGGCUCUGGCUCACAGGUUACGCUGCUGACACGUUUCUAUCCGGCAAAGAGAGACCUACUUCUGCUGUUUGUUUUGAAGGCGUCUCAUUUCAGUUUUUUCUUGAUCUAACUCGUGUCCAUAGCUCUUUUUUGUACAUUCUUUUCUACUGGUUGUUUGUGUGUAUCCUUGUGUGAAGAUUGAGUCUCUCAAAUCACAAAUAUGACUUGUUUUGAUUGACUAUUUGACGACA